AAAAUUGUCAUAAGAUAAUGAUUGUGACAUUCUGACGUAAAUUGCCUAUGUAUAAACAUGUGAAAACAUUACAUCAAAACAGAUCUUAAUGUGCGUGUAAAAUGGAUCUUCCAGAGCAGCAUGAGACCGAACAAGUAUGCCAGUGCUCUAAAAAAUUAAAGGACAAUGUGAUGCCUGUGUCCCAGCCAGUGCGUGCCAAGAGUUUGUUACGCGCAAAUUUAGAAAAUUCUCGCGGACGACUUUUGCAGAGCAGAAUGCCAAACAUCAAAGUCUUCAGCGGCACAUCGCAUCCAGAUUUGGCUCAACGUAUCGUCGACAGGCUUGGCAUAGACAUUGGGAAGGUUGUCACCAAGAAAUUUAGCAACCUCGAAACAUGCGUGGAGAUAGGGGAAUCUGUUCGAGGAGAAGAUGUGUACAUUGUACAAAGUGGAAGCGGCGAAGUAAAUGACAAUUUAAUGGAAUUAUUGAUUAUGAUCAAUGCAUGUAAAAUUGCUUCUGCGUCUCGGGUAACUGCUGUAAUUCCUUGUUUUCCGUAUGCAAGACAAGACAAGAAGGAUAAGGGUGGUGAUGGAGGUGACAACUCAAAUUCUAAGAAUCAAAUUAUCAUGAAGUCAAACGAGUGGAAAUUCAGGAGUCGUGCACCUAUCUCAGCGAAAUUAGUAGCAAACAUGUUGUCGGUAGCGGGAGCCGAUCACAUCAUUACAAUGGAUUUGCAUGCCAGUCAAAUUCAAGGCUUUUUCGACAUUCCAGUUGAUAAUUUAUUCGCUGAACCUGCUGUCCUCAAAUGGAUCAAGGAAAAUAUUGUUGAAUGGCGAAAUAGCAUUAUUGUUUCUCCAGAUGCUGGCGGUGCCAAAAGGGUAACAUCGAUUGCUGAUCGAUUAAAUGUAGAAUUUGCGCUUAUACACAAAGAAAGGAAAAAGGCAAACGAGGUUGCCAGUAUGGUAUUAGUUGGAGAUGUAAAAGAUAGAGUCGCCAUUUUAGUAGAUGAUAUGGCCGACACUUGCGGUACUAUUUGCCAUGCAGCGGAAAAACUCUUAGAAGCUGGUGCCACGAAAGUAUACGCAAUUUUAACACACGGCAUUUUCAGUGGCCCAGCAAUUAGCAGAAUUAAUAAUGCUUGUUUCGAAGCUGUUGUAGUAACAAACACCAUUCCUCAAGAUGGUCAUAUGAAGGAUUGUCCAAAGAUACAGUGCAUUGAUGUAUCAAUGAUGUUUGCCGAAGCCGUGAGACGGACUCACAAUGGUGAAUCUGUAUCGUAUUUGUUUUCAAAUGUACCGUAUUAGACAUAAAUCUUCCCUAUAAUGUACUGUAUUGAAUUAUGUAAAAAGAACGCAAAUCUUUUUACAUCCGUUUACUGUUAUCCUUAGUAUAGUUUAAACUAACUUGCCUACAGGAGUAAUCUUGGAACAAGCGCUUGUGUUCUAUUUUUAAAUUGAAAACCGUAUGUGCUCUUUUUUUCCUAGGUGUAUGUAGGAAAUGAGAUAUUAGAUAGAUAAAAAGUAUACUGUAUUAUCCAUUUUGAGCAAAAACUAAGUUGGUAAUUGAUAGGUAUCAACGAGAAUUCUCAAAGUGAAAGUGUUUAAUGAUAAUUAAAUUUUGCUAGACUGCUAUUUAAUAGGCAGUACACAUUACUGUUCUGUUUAAAUUAUAGUGAUUAUAUCAUUUAAUUUAAAACUUAUUCAGAACGUUAAAAGUAACGUAUCUGUUACUGCAAUACGAAAUGACAUUUACAUUUAUCCUGGCACGUGUAUGCGUGACUCGGGAUGAAAUCUAUUGCAAUGGGUGAAAAUAUAAACAUUCAUGCAAUGUAAUCACGCCAUCAGAGGCAUAUCUCGUUUUUACAGAUAAACGCAAAAAGUUUGUAAUAUCUGUGUAAAAUUUUUCACACGAUAAUGCAAAGCGUCGGAAAGACUACAUUUUUACAAUUCUAAUAUAAUUUGGUAUUGUACUUUAAUACAUUGUCUUCUACAUCGUAUGUAAUAAGAAAAAUAAUGUUGAAGGGACACUAUUUUUUUCGACUAUCUUUUACUACAACAAUUUUUAAGAAAACAAAAAUAACUAUUUAUAUGAAUAUAUUUGUAUUGCCAAAAACAAUUAUUACCUCAUUUAAUGGAGGAAUGUGACUGCUGCAGUCAUCAACUUACUUAGCUUCGGACCAAUAUUACACGAAAAUAUAAGUCAAUAUAAACACAGCAUCAUUUACGUGCAAAUUUUUCUUAAUUCGAUAAAAAAUGCCACCUGUUAAUGAAUUGAACAUUGUAAUAAAUAUCUUAAAAAAAAUACAAUUUUUAUUUUUUUAUUUCUAUAUUGGAAAAAUUAUGUACACAAUUGCUAUUAUUUUUAUUUGACUACUAAUACAAAGAUAGCUUAAAUUGAAUGCCAUACUUACGAACUAUACCGUGUUUAAGUG
Colletes gigas is the source of this 2410-nucleotide messenger RNA. It is a transcript of the gene Prps, whose product is annotated as ribose-phosphate pyrophosphokinase 1. Gene Ontology annotation, molecular function: magnesium ion binding; ribose phosphate diphosphokinase activity. Gene Ontology annotation, biological process: ribonucleoside monophosphate biosynthetic process; 5-phosphoribose 1-diphosphate biosynthetic process; purine nucleotide biosynthetic process. The transcript is spliced from 7 exons. The record is from RefSeq and is a predicted model, not a curated record. Bases 102 to 1283 code for a protein of 393 amino acids. Lineage: Eukaryota; Metazoa; Arthropoda; Insecta; Hymenoptera; Colletidae. Gene Ontology annotation, cellular component: cytoplasm; ribose phosphate diphosphokinase complex.